Molecule: messenger RNA, 1803 nt
Organism: Rubroshorea leprosula
Lineage: Eukaryota; Viridiplantae; Streptophyta; Magnoliopsida; Malvales; Dipterocarpaceae
Source: the annotation of a GenBank genome assembly
GCAAGGAAAAUAUACAAGAGCUUGGGUAAUGCUUGGCUUAGUUCCGUCUGCCUUCUGAGGCUCCCUCUAUUUAUAGAGGAGGCCAACCACCCCAGGCAGCAUUCCAAGAGUCCUCAUUUGUACAAUUACUAAAAUACCCUCAAAUCCUCCCUCCUAGCCUAGCCUAGAAUAUUCUAGAACUACCCCUUCUAGAGAAGUAUUUACAAGGUCCUAGGUAGAUAUUUACAUGAGUGGGGCCCAAUGGGCCCGUCCAGACCCCUAUCUGGAGUGAUUCCCACUUUUGCUUGCGGCCGUGCCAUCGGGACGCUGCGCGCGAGCGCGCCAGGCCAUCGUGCCCGCGACGUUGCACCGCGACCGUGGCGUUGGGACCCUUCUCUUGGGCGUCUGAGCUCGCGGUGCGUGACAGUACGCUUCAAAUGAAAAUCAGUCUUAUAAUCGCUUCUUCCUCUUUGCAGACCUCCAACUAGAGACCUCGCUAUUUUUCUGAGCUUUUCUUUGAGAAGAUGACCGUAAAGAAAACAUCUUCCCCUGAUGAAACUGAAAUGGUGGAGGUUCAAGGGACUACUGAAGCCGAGUCGUCUUCCCAUCUACCACGAAAGAGAUGCUGGAAGACUAAAGUCGUUAAGGCUUCCUCCGAUCAACUCCAAACAGGAGGCCGGAUGGUUGGAGUCGUUGAGACUUCAUCCCAUCAAACCAAAAAAAGAGGCAGGAAGGCUACACUGACUCCUGGUGAAAAAGAUGCAAGAAAAAAGGCCUGUGACAAGAAACGUUAUUAUAAUACCAAGGAUAUGCUACAAGAAACUAGGGAAAUGAAACCUCAAUUGGAAAUUCUGAAAAAGAAAAAUGCAGAAUUGGAUAGCCAAAUGGGGAAAGUCAACUCUGAGCUUCUUCCUGCUAUCACUCAGGAUAUGAAGACAAUGAAAGAAGAUUUUGAGAUUAACUUCAAGAACAUGGAAAGUCUUAUGAACAAGUUUCUUCAAAGAGAGAUCAAGGAGAAUGACUUGACGAACAUGCAAAUUCCUAUGGACUAUCCUUAUCUUGAAGGAGAGGAGAAUAGGUUGAUGGUUUUGGCUUUAUCUGAGCACUCCAAUGGGAUUGAUGACCUCCCAACAAACAAGCUAAUUACUCAGGGUACAGGAUCUUCCCAAAACGGAAUGUCGGAGCAGCACUUCAAGAAAAUUCUGGAUGAGUUGGGGAAGAUAAUAAAUAGCAAUAAAGAAUUGAUAAGUGAGAACAAGAAGCUCAACUCUAAGGUUAAUGUACUCGACUAUAAGGUUAAUGCUCUGACUCAGGAUAUAGAGACACUAAAAAAGAAUGAUAAGAAUUUGAUGAUGAAUUCAGAUUACCCUCAGAAUAUUUUUGAUUUGUGUACAGGAGCUUCCCCAGUUCAAACUUCAUUGCAAGAAGACUUUAAGCAAAUUCUGGCUGAGUUGAAAGAGUUAAGAGAUAGCAACAAAGAAUUGAGGGAAAGCAACGAAGAAUUGAUUCUGGAGAAAGAGGGGCUCAAAUCUUUGUUUACUGCUCUGACUCAGGAGAUGAAGACACUGAAAGAAAACUAAUAAGGAACCAGGUGGUGUUACUGUUAAAAAGACCAAUAAGGCCUUGAUAAUUGACAUCUAUGAUGAGCCAAUGACCCCUGGCAAGUGCAACAUGAUUGUGGAAAGGCUUGGUGAUUAUCUUAUUGACCAGAGUCUUUAAUCCCUUCACCAUGGCUGGCCUGUUGCAAUUCUUGGCUUAUACAAACUCACAUAUGCGACUUGCUUGUAAUGGGUAGUUAGAGUUAAAUAAUUAUUGUUAGUAUUU